AUGGCCUGGGACAACAAAGAGCUGCACGAGAAGUUUGAGCCCUUGUUGCGCCGCUUGGAGGAGGGCAGCAGCGUCGCAUUGCUGACCAUGAGGGGAUCGUGCUGCCCGGUGACGCGAGCUCACUGUGACAUGUUCCAGCGGGCGCGCGGUGUAUUGCUGGGCCAGAGUCUCCUCUGCCCCGCCGGUACGCCUCCCUUCUCCGAGUGCUUGGGGCUCGUGGCCUUAAACCCGGACCGCAGCAUCAAGCGCAAGUUUGAGAGGAGAUCUGAAUCUGAAAAUCCCAUCCGCUGGUUCGACCGCGCCCACCUCAUCCGCUUGGCGACGGCUGAGGUCCCUUGGCUCGCCUUGAACAACCUCGAGGACACUCGCUGGCAGCGCUUGAAGUUCGUCCACUUUCACCUCAACGGAGCGGACGACGUCGCCAGGUCUGCUACACAACGCUACAUCACCAUUGGGCGGCCUGAAUGGACGGAGAAGGUCCUGGAAGGUGCGCGGGAAUGCGGCGUGUUGAACACGCCGCACUUUCACGUAACUGCUGAACUGCCCGACAUCUCUGCUACUGCAGUGCGCACAGCUUUACGGUGCCAAGACCGGGAUGCCCUUGAUCGCAUGCUGCAUCCGUCCGUCGCGGCAUGGUGCCUGCGAAAUCGCAUCUACAGCUCAACGCCUGCAGUC
Molecule: messenger RNA, 675 nt
Organism: Symbiodinium sp. CCMP2456
Lineage: Eukaryota; Dinophyceae; Suessiales; Symbiodiniaceae
Source: the annotation of a GenBank genome assembly